AUGCCUUUCUUCCACCACGACUCCGACCAAGCUCAGGCUCACAAUGAGUACAACGACCUCAACCCUGUAGAACACAAAGCAAAGUUUUCGCACGAACUGAUCGCUGGUGCAGCUGCCUAUCAAGCUUCUAAAGCCUACAGCGACCAUAAAGCGAAGAAUGGAGAGUUUGACGAUCAUGCCAAGGCAAAGGCGUUUAUUGCGGGCGCGAUUGGUGCCUUCGUCGAUCGUGAGGUUGAGACGAAAGGACUGGAUUUCAUCGAUAAGCAAAAGGCCAAGCACCACGCUAAGUACGUUCUCGUUUUCUUGUUUUCUUGUCACUUGGUUGUCCCAACUGUGUGUGCUCCCUCUCGCCGCUGUCCACCCGUCCACCUGUUCCAACCCUAACCCUUCCCAACCCGUGAUCAAAAAAAAAAAUCAAUAUCUGUUAUUCAUCAUUAUCGUGGACUCGUUACUAACAUAUGUUCGAUUAUAGAGAGCAAGCCAAUGCUGCGUACAGUGAGAAGUUCGAGUAGGAACUUUUGCGACGGUAGACGAAUUCCUCCCCCCCCCCACACGCCUAUUGUUGCGCCACAGUCGUCCGCGGGGGGGCCGGUACGCCAAUAUAUACCGGGAUCGAGCCAUCAAUCGUUUGCGUCUCGCAACACACACCCUGUGGAUUUUUCAUUGUAAAUAUAUGGAUUCGAAAAAGAAAUUGUAAGGAAUAAAAAAACAAACUGUGUAUAUAACCGGGACUUGGGACGAUUCGACUCAGUGGGAGGUUCAUGCUUUUGGCUUGAAUCCCAACAGUGGGAGGGACGGCGAUCCUGAAAGCCACGAG
Messenger RNA from Cantharellus anzutake, 817 nucleotides. RefSeq lists its product as uncharacterized. The coding region runs from base 1 to 384 and encodes 127 amino acids. The record is from RefSeq and is a predicted model, not a curated record. Lineage: Eukaryota; Fungi; Basidiomycota; Agaricomycetes; Cantharellales; Hydnaceae. The transcript is spliced from 2 exons.